CUCCCUUCAUUUUCUUCUCCCCUCCCUCCCAGCCUCUCUCUCUCUCCCCCUCGAGCUCCCGGCUGCCCGCGGCUCCCUCGCGCCCUCCCUCUCUCUCCGGUAGGCUCCACUGAGCGAUGCGAGCUCUGGGAGACAGCGACGCCGCCUCCCGCUAGAGACCUGCCCCCGGCCCGGCCCCCUGCCCAGCCCUGCCCAGCGCGCGGGGGUCGGCGAAGGCGCCGCGGACGCACCGACGGCUCAGGACCGGCGAUGCACAUGCACUAGCAGCACCCCCUCACUCGCUCCCUCCACACCCCGCGCCGCCGCCGCCGCCGCCUCCUCCUCCGGCAGCAGCGGCAGAAGGACCCACCCUGCCCCCCACCCCACCCUCCGCCGGCUCGGGCUGCGGCUCCUGCCUCGACUAGUAUUUUAUUUAGUUUGGGUCGUGCACAAGCCUCAGUGCCUGCAGCCCGCGCCUCCACGGACCGCGGGCGCCUCCUCCCUGGGCUCCGGAUCCCCAGACCCCGGCCACCCUCGCCUCGACACCCCCAGAGCCGCGCCAGCUGCCGCGACUCUCCGCUGCUGGAAUCUUGUUAGCGGCUGUCUUUUUGGGGGGUUCUGGUUUCCCGACAUUUUUGUUUUCUGCCGAGGGGAGGAUAUCGUGAUUUUUUUCCCCUUUGAGCCCAGGCUCUGCUCUCUGGGGGGGUGGGGGGCGCGCCGAGCCGGGGAGCAGUGCCAGCCGAGUCGUGCGGGCUGUGGCAGGGAAGGGGCCACCAUGGGAUGUACUCUGAGCGCAGAGGAGAGAGCCGCCCUCGAGCGGAGCAAGGCGAUUGAGAAAAACCUCAAAGAGGAUGGCAUCAGCGCCGCCAAAGACGUGAAAUUACUCCUGCUGGGGGCUGGAGAAUCAGGAAAAAGCACCAUUGUGAAGCAGAUGAAGAUCAUCCACGAAGAUGGCUUCUCUGGAGAAGACGUGAAACAGUACAAGCCUGUUGUCUACAGCAACACCAUCCAGUCCCUGGCAGCCAUCGUCCGGGCCAUGGACACUUUGGGCAUUGAAUAUGGUGACAAGGAGAGAAAGGCCGACGCCAAGAUGGUGUGCGACGUGGUGAGUCGGAUGGAGGACACCGAGCCCUUCUCUGCAGAGCUGCUCUCCGCCAUGAUGCGACUGUGGGGCGACUCAGGAAUCCAGGAGUGCUUCAACAGGUCUCGGGAGUAUCAGCUCAACGACUCCGCCAAAUACUACCUGGACAGCCUGGAUCGGAUCGGGGCCGCUGACUACCAGCCCACCGAGCAGGACAUCCUCCGAACCAGGGUCAAAACCACCGGCAUCGUAGAAACCCACUUCACAUUCAAGAACCUCCACUUCAGGCUGUUCGACGUCGGGGGCCAACGAUCUGAACGCAAGAAGUGGAUCCACUGCUUCGAGGACGUCACGGCCAUCAUCUUCUGUGUCGCGCUCAGCGGCUAUGACCAGGUGCUCCACGAAGACGAGACCACGAACCGCAUGCACGAAUCCCUGAAGCUUUUCGACAGCAUCUGCAACAACAAAUGGUUCACGGACACGUCCGUCAUCCUGUUUCUCAACAAGAAGGACAUAUUUGAGGAGAAGAUCAAGAAGUCCCCACUAACCAUCUGCUUUCCCGAAUACACAGGCCCCAGCGCCUUCACGGAAGCCGUGGCUUAUAUCCAGGCCCAGUACGAGAGCAAGAACAAGUCAGCCCACAAGGAGAUCUACACCCACGUCACCUGUGCCACCGACACCAACAACAUCCAGUUCGUCUUUGACGCUGUGACAGACGUCAUCAUCGCCAAAAACCUGCGGGGCUGUGGCCUCUAUUGAGCCCCCGCCUCCUGGCCAGCCGCCCACCACCCUGCUCGGCCUGCUGCCCCGCCCCCCCCAGAACCAGAGCUCCACCUCCUCUCAGACCAUUCUCUGCACUUGACAAAGAAGCACCAGCGCUGGCACCGUGGGGGGAGGAGGGGACCCUCCACCAGCCACCCCACCCCGGACAUCAGAACGUGGUAACACAGGGGCUGGGCCGGGGUGCUGAGUGUCCGCACAGCCAGAGCCCGCCGCUCACAGCCUCAUGCCGCUCACUGGCUCACUGGCCUCUGCUUCAUCUCUGAGGGUCUUAUCUGGGGAGGUGGUGGGGGCCGAGGCCGCCGUUUGGCACAGAAUGGGCAUGCCCUGCACUUGUGACUCAUCUUGAAGUCUCGGGGUCUCCUCCUGUGAUCUGGGGUUGUGCAGGUGGUGCAGGUGGCCCUGGGGCAGGGUGCUGGCGGGGGUGGGGACAGUGGGAGCCACUGCUCAGCUUUUCCUGGGGUUUCUCUGGUCAAGGGCAACUCCGUCACCAAAAGCCAGAGUGGGACUAAGGGCUUGGGCCUUGGCCAGCGCCUCCUUCCGCCCUCGCUGGAUCUCAGCCCCCUGGCACAAGCCCUUCCUUCUCUGGGUCCUCCUUCCUUGCACGCCCUUGGGGCUUCCCAUUGCCCUCCUGGGGACCCCCCUCCCUGACUCCUCAUAGGGCUGGAAACGCUCCUGAGACUGACUUAUUGCAAAGGCAUGCGGUAGAUGGUGGGAGGGGUCGAGUCCCACGGCUGGACAGAGGCAAGGAAGAGGUGAGAGGAGGUAGUGGGGAAGUAACCCCUGUGUUCACUAGGAUGGGGCCUCACGCCCCAUCCGUGCAGGCCCAAGGGUGACUCACCUGCGUUCUCCCAUCACCUGGGUCUCGGGCGGCUGCUCCCGAGUGUGACUAGGUGUGCUUUUCCUUCUCCAAUUCACAGUGAAUCCAACUCAAACCAGCAGGGGCGGGCAGGGGCCUUUGGGCAGGGGGUUCUGUAGUUGGGGAGGCCCAGGGGAGGUGUGGACAUGGCCCCUGAAGCCACUGCCCCAGCUUCCUUCUAUCUUGGUGAAGAAACUGCAGCCCUUGGUGACUUGCCAGCCCGGGGGGCAGAGGAGGGUAGAUGGACGGGACCACCACCUUGGGGCUUGCACUACGAAGGGCCCAGUCUGGGUCAAACACACAUCCGCCCCCACCUCUGGAAAGAGUCCUAGGACCCCUUGGAGGGGCUUUGCUGCAGAUCCCUGAGCAGAAAGGAGUGGGGUGACUUCUGGUGUCCCAGGCCAGAAUCAACACACCUCACUCCUGGAUGCCUCCAGUGGGCUGAUGCCUCCAGCCUACACCUCAGACAGACUCUGUGCUUGUAUGGCAGGCUCUGCCUAGGCAGCCAGACAUGGGAGGGGAGAGGGCUGCCCCUCGAGAGGCCUCUGGCUCCCUCCUCAAGCCCUCUGCUCUCCCAGCCUCCACUCCAGGCUCUGCUCGGUCCCGGGGCCAGGCAGGACCCCUUGGACUCCAGUGCAGCCCGCUCACUACCUUGGAGCCAGAAAGAGCCCAUGCCAACCACUCUGGGCUUCCUGGUUUCUGGUGCCUUCGCAAGAGCUCUGGGUGGGCACGGGAGACCCAGGGCACCUUCUCUAGUGCCAAAUGCCUGCAGGGAUGGGUGCCACUGGGGUGAGCCCCAUCCCUCGCCUGGCCCUCCUGCUGCUGCCGCUGGCCUUGUGGGAAUCACCAGGCAGCCAGGCUGCAGGAGCCACCCUUCUGACCCAAGCCCACUUGGGUUUUGUUUGCCUUGUUGUGUGCUGCACCUCGUACCAGGCGCGGGGUCGUGGCAACCAACAAUCUCGGUGUCUGCCACGGGCAGCCAGGGCCAGGGAGGCCAUUCUUCCCAACGCUGAAGACAUAGCAGUUAUUUCCUGGCGUCACCACCCUGGGUGUGGCCAGCUGUGCCCCUAACUCUGCCCUGUGACCCCAGACUCAAAAGCAGCUGACAAGAGCGGAGGUGCUGGCCAAGCCCACCUCUAAGGCCAUCGCCCUGGAGAUGGAAGUAACUGGCCCUCCAAGCCCAGCGCUCUCCAUCACCCAGCUGCCUCCCUCAACCCACAGCGGCCAGAGCGGGGCGGGAGUGAGGCCUGGCCCCAGCCCUCCCCCUCUGCAGCAUUAGGAGCCAGAGGAGCCGGUGGCUUGGGGCCUUCCUGCCCUUCCGUCCCCUGGGCUGCCUUUUCUGCCCUCAGACGCUCUACCCUGCUCCGUGUCUGGAGCUGCUCUCGCCCUCCCACCCUGGCCUGCCGAGGGCUCCUUGGCUGUCUAGUGUAAGCCCUGAGGUGCGGGUAUCCAGGGCGAGAUUCCCUCCCUGUCCACUGCGUCUCUCACCAUGUCGUCACCAGCGGCUCCAUCAUGGGGGAGCGACUAAGAGUGACAGAUGAGCUUGGCUCCGUCGUGGGUAUGGGUGUGGGGGGAAGGUGUUGUGAGUGACCAGGCAUGGGUGGGUCUUCAUCCACGGUGGCCAGGUGUGUGCCCCCGUAGGGGCCAGGUGUAAACUCUCUGAAUGGUUCUAAGUCAGCAGGCCAAGGGGAAACUGAGUUCUAGGAGGGACACCAUUGCCAAAUCCAUGAAAAUUGUGCCUGCCGUCCAGAUGCCUGUGGGCAGGUUCUGUGCCUGCACCAAUGCCACAACUGAGAGAGGUCCCCCAGGUGCUCUGGCCUGACUGGAGAGGGCGUGCCUGAGGCCCAAGGAGGGGCUCUGUUGAGCCUGUAGACUCUGGCCUGAAGAAGCUGUGGUCUCCCCAGCCCUGAGUAGAGAGCACAGCCCUGGGCCCCUCGCCAACAACUUUGACAUUCUGGGUUCCAUGGCCACCUUCUAUAGAGGCCCUAGAUGCCCAGGGCCCUGGCCCUUUCUCUCCCCUCUGGCCCCAGCAGAACCUGAGGGCCUAUGGCCACAUGCUCCUACCCCAGGGCAGUGAGCAGAAGACCACCACCUUAUCUGGUGCCAGGAGGCAGCUCUGCCUCCCAGCAUCCCGCCGAGCCCAGCUCCACACCCACUGGUGGGAACUGGAGACACCCCUGCCCUCCAUGACUGCACUGGGCACCAGUGUCUCCCUGGGGCAGGCAGCAGCCACAAGUGCCCUGCCCACCUAGAGCCCCCGUACCCAGGCUACCUGUAAACCCCCAGGGGAUCCCUGGAGUCAUCUCACCCAGGCCCUUCUCUUCUGCCCGGAUGAGUCCUGCAGGGGGGAUUAUCCCACUGCCCGGCCUCACACAGUCACAGUUCAUACCCCAGUGGUGAUUCUGCAAGCUCUUCCUGAUCUCUAGCCUGCAUCCUCCCUGACUCCCCUUUGCUCUUGGUCUGACCUAGUGCUCUCUGCAGCCCUCCUGGUAAGGAAAGCCACCGAAUCCGGGUCUCCAUCUCUUUCCUCCAGGCCAGGUAGCGCCCGUCCCAGCCCCCUUUUUGUGAAGUCUGGAGCACAAAGCCUCUCCUGGCUGCGUCUGCUCUUCUCUGAGCCUUCUGGAAGCCUCCAGCUGCAACCUGGCAGUUCUUAGGAACUGAGGCCAGAGGCUCUAGCUCCGUGGCUGCCAGGGAUUCAAUCUGGAGUGCUGAAAACAAGCACCCCCCAGAGAGGCCACAAGCCUACAGAGUGAAGGGUCCCAGCAGCCCUGGGCACUGGGACAGGACACAACGGUCAGACCAGGGAACAGGGCCAAGCAUGAGCUGCUGCCGUGGGGUAUUGGUGGUCAGGCUCCCCACUCCCCCCUCAGUGAGGUGAGUCCUGAACCCACCCUUCCCAGAGAGCAUAGUGGGGCCUUCCCUCUGGGGGUUCCAGACAGACCCCAGCCUGGCCAGAUGAAGGCCCCUGUCAAGGGAGGGACAGGUUGAGGCCCACCACCAGUCCCAAGUCCUGGGCCCUCUGGGUCAGAGAGGGGGUCUCUCUGGAAGGGAAGCUUUCACCCCCCAGGCCCAGUGCACCAAGACCACCAGCGUGAACCCACACCCCUCUCCCAGCAGAGCCCGCAGCUCUGAUGCACCACUGCUCCUGCGGCUCAUCUCCCCUCACCUCUCCUCCGCCCCCUCCAACCCCCAUUCCUACUGCCUCCCUGGGCAGCCUUCACCUCCUGCUCUGCUCAACCCUGCUGGUUCUGCCCCGUCCGCUGGCUCGGCCCGCUGUGGGUGACCUCUGCCCCCACCCCACGCCCUCCCCACCUUGCUGUGGCCUGCCUGCUCCCUCCCCCGUCUCAGGCAGGGACAGGCUCCGGCGCCCUCUCCCUCUGUAGCAAGCCUUCUCUCUUAGGUGCAGCAGUCCCACCUCCCAGCCCCGCCGCAGCCACCCACCCCGUAUUAACUGUAAUUUUGUAAGAAGAGUGACUUGUUGGUUUAAUAAAUCUCUAGUUAUUGUAAUAAUUUAUUGGCUGCCGUAAUGUAUUUAUUAGUCACCUACUGUUAAUAAAAAGUGCCAGCUUUUCCUAGCGUUAAGUGUGGUGUGUUGUGUCAGUGCCCAGGGAGCUCCCGCCAAGCGCACCCACAUGACAUGUGUCCCAGUCCUCGUGCCCUGCCCCGGUCCGGUCCCAGGGUCAGGACUGUGGGCCGCCUGGCGGAGGGGGCACACCCUGCUGGGGGCAGGAGGAUUCUGGGCAACUGGCCACACUGCCUGGCUGUCAGGAUUGUCAUGAGUGCGGAGUCUGGUCUGUCCCAGGCGGAGCUCACCUUCCUGUCCCGGCGCGCCUGGCGCCGCACACCACUGCUCUGGGGGAUGCGGCAGCCAGGAGGACAGAGCUUUCCGGCUGUUCUUGGCUCCACUGAAACCUGGGGCGGGUUGAGGACUGGGGGGUGAUGGGA
Molecule: messenger RNA, 6644 nt
Organism: Diceros bicornis minor
Lineage: Eukaryota; Metazoa; Chordata; Mammalia; Perissodactyla; Rhinocerotidae
Gene: GNAO1
Product: G protein subunit alpha o1
Exons: 8
Coding region: 755-1819 (354 amino acids)
Biological process (GO): adenylate cyclase-modulating G protein-coupled receptor signaling pathway; G protein-coupled dopamine receptor signaling pathway
Cellular component (GO): heterotrimeric G-protein complex
Molecular function (GO): mu-type opioid receptor binding; GTPase activity; G protein-coupled serotonin receptor binding
Source: RefSeq, a predicted model, not a curated record